AUGACAACUAUUUGUCUUAUUACGAUUUUGAUCAUUAUAAGUUCAAUAUUAUAUCUCUAUAAACCUAUACGUAAAUUAAUUCAACAAAAAACAAUUUAUUCAUCAUGUUUCAAAAUACCGAAAUCUGAUUAUGUUCCUCUAUUUGGUCAUUUGUUCUCGUUAGCUGGUCAAGUUUCAAAACGAGCGGCUAGUUCAAAGCAUAUAAAUAAAUCACCAGAUUAUGCAUUGCUUGACGAUUGGUUGAAAACGGGAUUGCUCAUUAGUUCAGGUAAAAAAUGGAAAACACGUCGACGAAUUAUUACUCCAUCAUUUCAUGAUAGUAAUAUUUUGUCUAAUUGUAUUGAUACAUUUAAUGAACAAAUAGACAUUGGCCUAAAAUGUUUUCAGAAAUUAGCUGAUCAAAAUGUGGAAACUAAUUUAUAUCCAUUAAUUUCGGCUUGGACACUUGAUGUUAUUUGUGAGACAGCAAUGGGUAAAACAGUUCGAGCACAAACUGAAGAAUCUGAAUAUGUACAAGCUGUUAUAAGAAUUACGGACCUUUUAGCUUUACGAAUGCGUUCACCAUGGUUAUGGCCUCGACCAAUAUUUAAACUUUCUGCUUUAGGUCGUGAACACGAUCACCUUCUGAAUAUUAUACAUAAAUUUACUCGACAAGUAAUCCAAGAUCGUAUUGCUGACUUUUCUUCAAUGCAUGUUCGACAUCGCAUGGCAUUUCUUGAUACGCUUAUUGGAAAAAUGCAUGAUGAACAAAUGUCAAUUGAUGACAUACAAGAAGAAGUCGAUACAUUUAUGUUUGAAGGUCAUGAUACAACAGCAACUGCACUUAAUUUUGCUUUAUUUAUGAUUGCACUUCAUCAGAAUAUUCAACAACGUUUAUUCGAAGAAAUGCAAAGAAUAUUUGAAAAUGAUAAUGAACGUACAUGUACUCUUGAUGAUGUUAAACAGAUGGAUUAUCUUGAAUGUGUUAUCAAAGAAACUUUAAGACUUUUACCGUCUGUUCCUAUGAUUGGACGAGAAAUCCAAGAAACUUUUCAAUAUAGUCUGAUUUUUUUAAAUGAUUCCUUUUUCAAUCACUUUUUCUUUAUAGAUGGUAAAACGUUUGUGAAAGGUACAACAGCUAUAAUAUUUAUCUAUGAGAUUCAUCGUGAUCCACAACAUUUUCCUGAACCAGAUAAAUUUGAUCCUGAUCGAUUUUCACCUGAAUUAGUUCAACAACGACACCCUUAUGCAUACAUUCCGUUUUCUGCUGGUCCACGAAAUUGUAUUGGUCAACGUUUUGCUAUGCUUGAAGAAAAAGUGUUUCUUUCAACAAUAAUUCGUCGAUUUCAUCUAACAACAAGUCAAAGUUAUGAAGAUUUUGUACCAACUGAACAAAUAAUUCUUCGUUCUGAUAAUGAUCUCAAAGUGAAACUUAGAUCACGUAAAUAAAUCGAUGCUUUAGUUUUAUGGAUUUAUACAUAGUAUAUGUAAUAUAUACUAGAAAAGAAACCAUUGAUUUCAAAAUAAAAGACUUAUAUUCUUGAGAAUAGUAUAUUGAUUCAUUUUACGAAAAUCCUGAUGUAAUAGGAUUUACAGAAUAUACAUAAAUAAUUAGUCUAUUGAUUUGAAAAGAGUUGAGAAAAGAAAAUGAGAUUUACGAAAUGUUUCAAGGCUAUUUAGCUGAUUGAAAAGUCUGUUGACAUUUAUACCAUGAUUUGACAAGAGAAAAAUCAUUUUUUCAAUUAAAAUUUUAAGAAAUAUGAUCGAUAAGCCACUGCAAUACAGUUUAGAAUUCACAUGAGAUCUUUCAUGAAUAUUGAUAGAAACUUAAUUUAGUCUCAAUAUAGUAGAUAUAGAAAUCUAAAUUUACAUCUCUAUGUCUUCAAUACACUAGAAUUCGUGGGUUGCGUGUCAGAAUUCGAAACUUUGAGACUCGAUAGACUUAAGUCAUGUGAGUAUUGUGUAAAGUAUGUUAUUCAUUGAAUAUAACAAGCUGGAAAAAAAGCAUCAUGUAUGUUCGGUGAGACUAUCCGAUUCCAAUUAGAAAAUUUCACUUAAAAUAUCAAAAUAAGGGCGCGAGUGAAGAAAAAUCGUUCAUCCACG
This is a messenger RNA of Rotaria sp. Silwood2, 2082 nucleotides long. Lineage: Eukaryota; Metazoa; Rotifera; Eurotatoria; Philodinida; Philodinidae. The record is from the annotation of a GenBank genome assembly.